This is a messenger RNA of Meloidogyne enterolobii, 716 nucleotides long. Lineage: Eukaryota; Metazoa; Nematoda; Chromadorea; Rhabditida; Meloidogynidae. The record is from the annotation of a GenBank genome assembly.
UUAAACUUGCUGAGUUACAGAAGUCAAGAAAACGGCGAUUUCCAAUCGAUGAAUCGUCAAGAUUUAAUCAAGAACAGCAAUUCAAACAGCAAUUCAACAAUUCAAAGAGGGGUCCAGUACAUUCAAUACAUGAAGUUAAAUGAAAAUAGUUAUAAUUUUUCAGGUUUUUUUUGUUUUGUUAUUUUUGUUUUGUCUUUGGUGAUUUUUUAUUUAUGUACUUAUCCUGUUUUAUCGAUUCGGUGUUUUUAUGAAUAAAAUUGUUUUAUUUUUCAAGCUUAAUUUUGCUCAAUACAAUUUUUAGAACAGUGCUUCUCUUUUUAGGGUUUUUUUGCGUUUGUUAUCAAUUUUUAAAAUUUUGCCUUUUUUGACAUUUCGUGGGUUUAUAGCCUUAUUUGACAUUUUGUGGGUUUAAUGCUUUUUUUGACAUUUUGUGGGUUUAUAGCCUUAUUUGACAUUUUGUGGGUUUAAUGCUUUUUUUGACAUUUUGUGGGUUUAUAGUAUUAUUUGACAUUUUCUGGAUUUGACAUUAUAUGGGAUUUGACAUUUUGUGGGUUUUUGGCCCUUUCGCCAUUUUAUGGAUUCCCAUUAUAUGGAUUCGACAUUUUAUGGGGGAGCCCCAUUUGUAACCACUGUGCGCCCCGGUUAAGUAAAGCUUCAAUUUUUUUAGUUUUUGUGUUUUGAGUUUUUAAAUUUUUUCUCUUGGGGGUUUUUCUUCU